This is a messenger RNA of Triticum aestivum (bread wheat), 1429 nucleotides long. RefSeq names its product endochitinase A. Bases 1 to 1344 code for a protein of 447 amino acids. The record is from RefSeq and is a predicted model, not a curated record. The transcript is spliced from 5 exons. Gene Ontology annotation, biological process: transposition. NCBI's taxonomy places the organism in Eukaryota, Viridiplantae, Streptophyta, Magnoliopsida, Poales, Poaceae.
AUGUGGUCAAAGCCUACGGCAAAAGAAAAUCCCCUUAUCUCUAGUUUCAUCGAGCUCUUUCCAGAGAGCGCGAGAGCAUCCCAAAUCCCUAGUCGCCGCUGCUGGCUGGACCCCAAAUCCGUCGCCGCCGGCUGCACCUGCUCAAAUCCUAGCCUCCCCGAACCUCUCACCCGCCCCUCCGCUCUAUUCCUCGGCUCGCCAACCACUGGACCGCAGCCUCAGAAUCGAACGUCGCCGUCCUCGUCUCAGCCGCCGCCGUCGCCGUCCUCGUCCCAGCCGUGGUCGUCCCCGUCCAAGUCACAGCCGCCGCCGUCGCCGUCCAAGUCCCAGCCGCCACCGUCGCCAUCCUCGUCCAAGCCGCAGCCGUCGCCGUCCUCGUCCCAGUCGCCUUCAUCACCGUCCCAGCCACCGCAGCUCCAUCGUCCUCCAACCGCCGUCCGUUCCCCAUCAAGACAUCUCGUCCUCUGCCUAGUCCAGGAAGUGGUGAGGCUCGCUUGGAUUCAGCACGGGGCGUUUCCACUCUACUGGCUGGCCAUUAACUCAGAGAUGGUUGUGCUGCGUCACAGACGUACUAGCUGUGGUGGUAGCCGUGCUAACCGGAAUGCUCUUGUUGGUUCAGGCAACCCCAACAAUGAUAGCUCACAAAGGUCCCGAUCUGAUGGUGUUAACUCCACUGGUCCUUUAUCUCAAAAUAGUGAUAUGAACACAAGGCAGCCAACAUCUCGUCAAAGAGGAAGGAAAAGGAGGGCCACAACAGAACUAAAAGUGCCUCCACAUGGUCACAGAGUUGGUCUUGAACCGGAAGGUGACAUGCAAUUUAAAUAUGUUGACCCUAAUUCCAAGCACUACAAGUAUAAUAUGCAACUUGGAAUCAUUCUUAAACGAGAACACCCAGGGAUAAUUGAGAAGAAGGAAGGCGACAUUGUCAUUAAAACCCGCCCAGCUUUGGACUGGUCUGAUUAUUAUGAUAAGGAUACUCUAGAUGAUAAGGGGCAGACAGCUGCAGAUCGUGUGAAGGAAGUUUUUUGGAACUUAUUUGAGGUACAUGUGAAAGAUGAUGAAGAUCCAAACAAGGUGGAGGACGAUGCUGAUCGUGUGUUGGACAACUACGCAAUGAAAAAAGUGAGGGACAUGAUGUAUCAACUUCGUGUGGAUGCUGUGAAGUUUUACUUUGAGAAACAAGGAGAGCGGCUUGAUGACACAUCGGCAUGUUCAAAAGAACUUGAAUAUGCCCAAUAUUUGAAAUGCAGAAUACCAUGGUUUAAGGAACAUGCAUGGCCUCAUCUUUGUGCUUAUUGGUGCUCAAAAACGUUCAAGUCCUUAAGGAAGAGAGGGCAGGUGUAACACCCUCAGUGUCAUGCUACAGUAAUCCCCUGUUAAUGGUGCCAGGUCACCAUGCUUACUGAGCUAAUUAUCACUUGAUGAAAAA